CGCGGGCCGGAGGGCCGAGGCAGGGGGCGGGGGUCGCGGCUGGGGGCGGGCGCCCCAUGGCCGUUGGCGGCGGCGGGCGACGAUGACCGACUACAGCGAGGAGCAGCGCAACGAGCUGGAGGCCUUGGAGUCCAUCUACCCGGACUCGUUCACGGUAUUGUCAGAAAAGCCGACGACUUUCACAAUUACUGUGACAUCUGAAGCAGGAGAAAAUGAUGAAACUGUCCAAACAACCCUUAAGUUUACCUAUAGAGAAAAAUAUCCUGAUGAAACUCCACUUUAUGAAAUUGUGUCACAGGAGAAUCUUGAUGAUAAUGAUGUCAUGGACAUAAUAAAGCUACUAGAACAACAGGCAGAAGAAAAUUUAGGAAUGGUAAUGAUCUUCACUCUAGUCUCAGCAGUACAGGAGAAAUUAAAUGAAAUAGUGGAUCAAAUAAAAACACGAAGAGAAGAGGAAAAGAAACAGAAAGAAAGAGAAGCAGAAGAAGAAGAGAAACAACGUUUUCAUGGCACUCCUGUUACCAUUGAGAACUUCCUAAAUUGGAAAGCAAAGUUUGAUGCAGAACUCCUAGAAAUAAAAAGGAAAAAAAUGAAAGAAGAAGAACAAGCGGGCAAAAAUAAAUUAAGUGGUAAGCAGCUGUUUGAAAUGGAUCACAACCUUGACACCUCUGACAUCCAGUUCUUGGAGGAAGCUGGAAACAGUGUGGAGGUCGAUGAAUCUUUAUUCCAAGAAAUGGAUGAUUUGGAGUUGGAGGAUGAAGAGGAUGACCCUGACUACAACCCUGUUAAUUUAGAUAGCGAUUAGACUUUUUUGAACUGGCUCUGUCAUCAGUAUGGACAUAUGUAAGCAGAGAGGGACAGGCAGGAAAGCCACAGUAUCUGUGGUUUUAGUAGUGUGUAUUGGUUUUCUUUUUUUUUUUUUUUUUUUCCCCCAAAGAAAAUAACCAAGAUAUUUUAAAUCCAGGAGAAUGGUCUUCUGCUGACUUUCAUAAUAAAUAAAUUAACUUUAAUAUUUCAGAUGAAAAAUUUUAGAAAUUUUGAUCUGUCUGAAAAUGCUAUUCUACUUGCUCUUACUUUUUCCCUCCCACUUCUGUAAUUGUCCUUUGAAGAGACGUGACAACGAGCAAGAUGGAAAGAUGUUAUAGCAAGUACUGAAGACACCUGCCUCUGAAGGCUGAGCAGCUGUUCUGCUAUCUUCCACCUGGGAUAUACAUGGGCAGCUUUGGUGAAUAAAAGGGAUCACAUACUAUGCAGUUAUUUUUUUUUAUGUUUUUUUCUUGUGUGGAAUUUUGUAACACUUGAAGUCAGUUCUGGUACCCCAACCUAGCAGCUGUAGAUAGGCAGUUCUAGUCACCUUUUAAUAAGGCCUCACUUUAAUAAAGUUGAAUGGAAAUGCUUUCCAUACCACUACAUAGUAGUAGAACUACUACAUAAAAUCUGCUGUCCUUGAGUACAGUAGUUUCAAAAUGACUAGUUCAAAUCUGUGGGGAAAAAAUCAGAAUGAGGUGGAAGUCCUCUUGAAAAGUUUGGUUGAUUUGUUCAGAGAGGAAACAUAAUAAGUGAAGUGCAGUACCAGGAUUUAUAGGGUUCUUAAAGGUCUGAAUGUAAUGGGUGUUGUUUUAGAAGCAUCGUGUUGGCAGCUUAUAAAUGCACAAUGUACAGGAAAGCUACACAUCAACUCACGGAUGUUAACCAUCCUGCAGAGUUGUGUAUGGAGCCAACAGCUUGAUGCUAGACGACUCCUCCCUUCCCACCUCCAAAAAAACCCCAAAACACUGCGAGAACUGUGGUGUUUAAACAUGCAGUGUUUGAGACUCCAUCAGCUAGAAGGAUGACUAUGGAUGAAGGUUUCAAAAGACAACUCUCCAAAUAGAGAACCACCAGGCGCCUCAAUGAUUAAACACUGUGUGCUGAAUUUUGAAAUACUGUUCGUAGACUGCCUUAACUGCACCAGCUUCAACCUUUGAAGAGGGUUGCACUAAAGUAUCGCAGUGUUUAGAGGAAUAAUAAAUUUAUGAAUUCAAUAUUUGGAAAUACUGUAUUCAGAAUUUAAUUCCGGAAAUAAUUUAAUGGUGUAUAAGAUUCUCUGCUCAUAUCGCUUGAGAACACCUGUUUAGGAUGAUCUCCUUUAACAUGUUUUCAGUAGUCUUUUCGUUUUGUAUUCGAGAUGAAUGAGUUUCUAUUAGGUAGAAAUAAAUGUUCAAGUACCUUGUAAAUACUUUUAUAAAUUAACCAUGUGCCUUUGCUCCUACUGUCCUCUAUUUGAUCUUUUUAAUUUUGGCUACUAAGAGCUCUAAACAAGCAUCUAGUUUUCAAUGAUAAUGUUGUAUGUUUCAAAGCAAUAAGCGAGAUCUGUGUUCCAGCAGUUACCAAAUAUGUUAAAAAAAAUGUGAGCUAAUGUGAUAUUAAAUCUGAAUUUUCCAAAGAUACAGUUGGAUUGAAAGAUUCAUAGUGACUACAUCCAGCUUCCUGUGUAAUUGCUAGGAUGCUUUAAAAUGCUCUUCAGUACUGGUCUUAAUUUACUUCUGGUAUGUCUCAAUUCAGCUGCAUAAAAAUAUUUAACUCCUAAGGCUGCUUUUCAUUUUCAGCAAUGUAUGUUUAAAACUGGCAUUUUUUCAUAGGAGUGAAUUAGUUCUCUUUACAUCUGAACUGAAUCCAAGAAUGCAGUGUAGUCUGUGCAAAAUGUGGUAAUCUGAGAAAAUUUUCCAAGUGGGUCACUGACAAGAAUGAUGUACGUAUGAAAAAAUGUUUCUUGUUAAUGGCAUUUCUAGAUUAAUGAAAUUUUCUAGUCUGUUUUCACACUAACAUAUUUAUUGGUUUUCAGGCAGAGGGUCUGUAGCUGAAACAUGUUAAAAUGUGAAAACACUUUCACUGUUACAUCUUAUAUUUCAAAGCAGAGGAAAUAAGGUUUGAAGUGACAAAAAAUUGCAUAAAGUCUGUUCCUCCAAGUCUUUGGAACAAGUUUCAGUGACUCAAUCUGAACUUCAGAUUCAUUUAGCUUUGUUAGCAAUUAACAUCUGUGAAAUAAAAGGGAAUUUGACUGAGAGUAA
Falco peregrinus (peregrine falcon) is the source of this 3050-nucleotide messenger RNA. RefSeq names its product RWD domain containing 1 (gene RWDD1). The transcript has 7 exons. Gene Ontology annotation, biological process: cytoplasmic translation. The coding region runs from base 83 to 805 and encodes 240 amino acids. The record is from RefSeq and is a predicted model, not a curated record. NCBI's taxonomy places the organism in Eukaryota, Metazoa, Chordata, Aves, Falconiformes, Falconidae. Gene Ontology annotation, molecular function: protein binding.